Nerophis ophidion (straightnose pipefish) is the source of this 2889-nucleotide messenger RNA. RefSeq names its product zona pellucida sperm-binding protein 2-like. The transcript is spliced from 21 exons. Bases 150 to 2864 code for a protein of 904 amino acids. NCBI's taxonomy places the organism in Eukaryota, Metazoa, Chordata, Actinopteri, Syngnathiformes, Syngnathidae. The record is from RefSeq and is a predicted model, not a curated record.
UGGACUCCAAUGAGACAGUCAGCCCUUCACUUCACUUCAGAGUUGGUGGCCUUUCUGCUGUUCUUGUGCCCAGCUCUGCUAGUGUUUGGAGUUCUGUGACUUGCCCCUUUUUUUUUUGUCUGUGUGGCUUCGCUCCCACUGACUGCAGGAUGAGGAGUCUUGGAACCAUUUUGAUAUGGAGCCUGCUGGCCGCAGUGUUUCAGACUGAUGCUUGGCCUAACUUGAAAGCCAAUACAGAGUCACGCAAAGGAUUAAAGUCUGAGUGCUUGGAUAACGUGAUGAGACUAACACUGGAUGAGGCCCUUGCUGUGGGCAACCAACUUGAAGUAGAGGCAAUCAAUGGCACCCGUCACAUUGUGCUCACACCCCCCUUGGCUGCUCAAUGUGGAUACAGCAUGGAAUCUGACCCCUGGGGCAACACCAGAAUCUACACCUCGCUGAUGGGCUGCUAUGUGAAUAACAAAGAUGACACCACCUUUAAUGUUGGCCUCCGACUUCAAAUGUACAGCCAGAGCGUGUCUAAUGUGGUCUCCCAUGACGUGAAGCAAACAUGCCACUACACCCGCUGGGCUGCCAGAGAGGUUCUUUGUGACAGGAACUACAUGGAAGUGUCCCAUCACAUGGUCGCACCUGUUCAAUCUCCCAAGGGUGACGAGUACACCGCCAAGGCUGCCUCUGUCGAGCACGGAAUCUGGAAGAUGACCUUCUACACCCCAGAGCCGGUGGUCAUGAUGACCGGCGAGGCCCAGCAAGCAGGAUACAGCGCAAUGGCCACGUCUAACCGCCUGGUUGUGCGAAGCCCCUACAACACAGGAGAGACCUACUCUGAGGAUGUGGCUGGAGUCCCCAUGGAAAUCCUGAAGGUCAGCACCUACCACAAGACCCCUCAAGGUUUAACUGUGCAAAACAUGGCAGCGGCUUGUCCCAUUGGCGGCGUCCUUUUCACCGAUGACACCAUCUCUUGGCACAUUCCUCGCCGUGUGACUCCCCUUCUGGACGGCAGCUUUAAAAUCCUGGAAAUGCACAUGGGCGUCAAUGGCCAGCGACUGGACCGACCUCAAAUGGCCGCUCUGGGCUACACUCUGUCGGCUACAGACUUUCACAUCGUCGUGGAGCUCCCUGUUGGUUGUCCUCUUGGCUACAACAAGAGCCAUGCCCCAGAUUACCAAUACCACAUUACCUACUCUGUGGAACCCAUGCUUGAGGUCCUGUGGCGCACGGAUAAGACCCAAGAAGACACCAGAUACAAGAUUCUGUUCCCCAUCACCACCCCUCUGAUGGCCAGGCCUCCCCAAGCUGUUGACUAUACUAAUGCUGAGGAGAGGUUGUUUAAUGUCAACGUGGGGACCUUCCUUGAUGACGUCGAGCUGAAGAACAUCACCUUCUCCAUGAACACCCUGACUCUAGAAGAAUGUGAAGCUAGAGGCUUUGUCGUGCAAGAGCACAGCCAUCCUGGUGGCACUAAGAGCUACACUCUGCAAGUCCCCUUCGACGUCCCUGAAGUCAUCAAACACAACCCUGAGCCCCUGGUUACAACCUACACCCUGUCUCUGGUCUUUGGCUUCAUGGUUCACCCUGAACAGACACUAUUUGCUCACCCUGUCAAGCUGCAGGCUUCUCUGAAGGAUGUUGUUCUCCCCACGAUCUCCGGCUCUUGUGAUCAGCACCUGUUCUAUGUCCAAGUCAAAUAUGGAAAUCAAGGCAAGAACUUCCACACUGUUGUCGGCUACCAGACCAUCACCCCCGAGCUGGCCCCAGCUUACAACUUGCAAGAGAAUGAGACCCACCUCACCCUCACGGUGCCCUUCGCCGACAAAGUGACUGCAUUCGAGUACGUUACAUCCGACGCGGUCAGGGUCAGACUUGACAUGCUGCUUUGGGAGCCGAACAACAACUGGGUGCUUGGUGAUCUUUAUCUGUGCUGCAACUUUCCUUUGAAGACAACUGAGUGCCACCCCAAUGGAACUAUGACUGCACUGGCUGUCAAGGUGGAAUCUGUUCCCAACCUCAUUCCCAACUGGCUGACUCUAAAGGACAAAGCCUGCAAGCCAGUCUUCAGCGAUGACCGCUUUGCUUACUUCUCUUUCGGUGUCGAUUCCUGUGGAACCACAAGAUCGUUCUCUGACAACUACAUGCUGUACCAAAAUGAGAUUGGACUCUAUUACAACAACAAAGGCGCCUCCUACACAUCCCCUGUAGAUCCUGAGUACAGACAAUCCAUCUCCUGCUACUAUGCUGUCAACGAGACUAAGACUGUUGGCUUUGGCUACAAAUCUCGCAGCACUUACCCCGCAGCUGAGAUUGGAUUGGGACUCCUUGCUGUGCAAAUGAGGCUGGCUCAGGAUUCAUCUUAUGAGAGCUUCUACCAAGCUGAAGACUACCCAGUCGUUAAGUACCUGAGAGAGCCUGUGUACUUUGAGGUGGAGCUGAUGCGUACUGAUGAUCCUUACCUGGAGCUUGUCUUGGAGAACUGCUGGGCCACCGCUCAUCCAGACAGAACAUCUCUACCCAGCUGGGAUAUUAUUGUCAACACCUGUGGUAACCAUGACGACAGCUACGUAGCACUCUUCCAUGCUGUUAUGCCCGACCAGAGAGUCACCAUCCCAUCCCACGUCAAACGCUUCUCUGUCAAGAUGUUCACCUUUACCAAAGACAACGAGGUUCUUAAAAAUGAGAUCUACGUCCACUGUGAUGCCGUGAUCUGUGACAAAAACAGCCAAGCUGACGGUACCUGCAGAGGUCAGUGCAAGCACCCCAACCCCCGUAACUCUGCCUUCCAAGGACUGAAAAGGGCACAAAGAAGCACCGACUCAAACCAGCAUAGACAAAUCUCAUCUGGACCAAUUAUGUUUCGCCACCAGUAAACUCUGAAUAAAGUCUUUAACUGAA